ACUGGGCAGGUGACCGGCCACUGAAUGCAGCGAAUCUGAGGGAAGCAGUUGAAAAUAGAGCCAGUCACUCUCCAUCAGAUCCCAGGAUCCGGCGGGUAGGAGGGGUUGUGCACCUUGUUCAGCAUUUCAGAGGCCUCAGGGGGUUGGAAAUGGAGGAAGAGAAGCAGCGAUGCCCAUGCAUGGCAGAGACACUUGGGAACAAACCUUUCUGCCAGUUAGGAGUCACUGCUCAGGGCCUUGCUGUCUGUCCUUGGAGCAGGAGAUGCCAAUUUCUUUCCGGCCAGAGAGUGUUUUGUAGUCUCAGGAUAAAACAUAAAUUUUGUUUUGGGACAAAUUUCUUAAACACAAGGUUUAGUCUUGUAUUUAUUUUCUCUCACUUUUAAGGUAUUUAUUUUCUCUUCUUUUUGUCUUUCUGAUUUGUCAAAGUCCAAAGCAUUGCUGAAUAAUUUUGUUUGAAAUGUCACAUUGUGGUACUGGGCACAGUCCAUUUCUAAGGCAAGGGUAAUAAGCUAGUCUUAUAUGGAAAACAUACAAGUGUGUAUCCCAGCAGAUAUUAUGGUCCUUAUGAGUCAAUGAUUGGCCAUGUGUGUGGCUUUUUAAUCAACAUGUGAGUACACGCCCUGUGUUGGGUGCAGCUUUUAUGCCCGCACUUCUUCCGCCUGCUGCGUUACACGAGCUGGGGAUCCAGGCGGCUGGGUUGCUCCGGGCUGCGGUUCUGCCAUGGCUCCUGCGGCGCUGCCCGGGCCCCUGGCCCUGUGUGUGUGUCUGCUGCUGAUGUCCGGCCUGGCCGAGGCAGGCAAGCUGCUGGUGGUGCCCAUGGACGGCAGCCACUGGUUUUCCAUGCGGUCCGUGGUGGAGAGACUCAUCCACAAAGGGCACGAGCUGGUUGUGGUCAUUCCGGACGUGAGUUGGCAACUGGGACAAUCACUGAGUUUUACAGUGAAGACUUAUAAAACUUCUCACACACUGGAGGAUUUGAACCAUGAGUUUAUGAGUUUUGCCGACGCUCAAUGGAAAAAUCGGGGACAAACUUUACAUUCCUUUACGACUCAAGCAAGAGGUUUUUUUAAAAUUGUUCUUUCACACUGUAGGAGUUUGUUUAAUGACAAAAAAUUAGUAGAAUACCUAAAAAAGAGUUCUUUUGAUGCUGUGUUUCUAGAUCCUUUUGAUCUGUGUGGCUUAAUCGUUGCCAAAUAUUUCUCGCUCCCCUCUGUGGUCUUCACCAGGGGAGUAUCUUGUGGUUCUCUUGAGGAAGGUGCCCAGUGCCCGGCUGCUCUUUCUUAUGUUCCCAGAAUGCUGUUAGGAUUCUCAGAUGCCAUGACUUUCAAGGAGAGAGUACGGAACUAUAUCUUCCACUUGGAGGAACAUUUAGUUUGCCCCCAUUUUUUAAAAACAGGGUUAGAAGUUGCCUCUGAAAUCCUCCAGACACCUGUCACGGCGUAUGACCUCUUCAGCGACACAUCAAUCUGGCUGCUGCGAACCGACUUUGUUUUUGACUAUCCCAGGCCUGUGAUGCCCAACAUGAUCUUCAUUGGUGGCAUCAACUGCAAGCAGGGAAAGCCCUUGCCUGAGGUGAGUUGUCUCUCCUUUAGCAAAAUGGGCAUAAUCUGUCUUUGGACAUUAAAAAAGAAAAAAAGAUUCCUGCCUUAGCUGUGAUUUCUCCUUUGCAUUUUUUGGAUUUGGAAUUGUUUUUAUUUUAACAAAUUAUUUUGUGCCGGUUCACUUAAUUGGGAGUUAGCAAAUAUUAUAAAUCUGUCCCGCUGAUGUGCAUAGGUAUACAAUUGAUAUAGUUGUACAUAAUUUUUAGGCUGUAUUGUUUGUAAAUAGAAAUGCAGUGUUUCUGUGUUGCCCAGGCUGGUCUCAAAUUCCUGGGCUCAAACGAUCUUCUUGCUUUAGCCUUUAGGGCAAAUGAGAUUACAGUCUUAAUCCGCUAUGCCCCCCUUGAAGACUGGAAUUUUUUUUUUUUUUUUUUUUGAUACAGGGUCUCAUUCUUUUGU
Microcebus murinus (gray mouse lemur) is the source of this 1997-nucleotide messenger RNA. The record is from RefSeq and is a predicted model, not a curated record. Lineage: Eukaryota; Metazoa; Chordata; Mammalia; Primates; Cheirogaleidae.